Molecule: messenger RNA, 3084 nt
Organism: Linnemannia hyalina
Lineage: Eukaryota; Fungi; Mortierellomycota; Mortierellomycetes; Mortierellales; Mortierellaceae
Source: the annotation of a GenBank genome assembly
AUGCUAGACACCCAUUUAGAAGAUCGGCUCUUGGAAACUUCAACGGCGGAAUCGCAGGACGGCCCUCCCACCCCGAGCAUUCUGCCCCUGAUCAAGAGUGCCGCAACUCUCGUUAUCACGCCACCAUCGAUUCUAUACCAAUGGGCCAAUGAGAUCGAGAACCAUGCGCCAUCGUUGAGGGUUUUCCUGUACAUCGACAACGCUCCAAGUACCAUAUCGGCCGAGGAGCUGUCCCAAUAUGACAUAGUUCUCACGACCUACGCGGUGCUCUCAAAGGAAAUCCACUAUGCAAACCAAUACGACCGCCCCCGACGCUAUGACCGACGCUAUUGCCCACGUACUAGUCCCGUCGUGCUGAUUGAAUGGUGGAGAGCCCAGCUCAUUGAAGGCGCGUCAGUGUCACAAGCGGCGGCCAUGUCUCACCUGAUCCCCCGCGUCAUGUCAUGGGCUGUCAGCGGGACGCCUAUCAAGCGCCAUGUCGACGAUCUUUAUUCGCUUCUCCAGUUUCUCAAACAAGGGCCUAUCGCGUUUGACAAACGCGUGCAGAAACUGUUGAAAAAGCGUCACUUCCGACCUACCUUUGUCUCCUGCUUUCAGUCCGUCAUGCAUCGAUAUGCCAAACAGGAGGUCGCGCAUGAGCUUACCCUCCCACCGCAAUACAGGAUGGUGUACGGCAUUCACUUCACAGACGUCGAGCGCACGAAUUACAUGGACAAGUGGGAGCAGUGUCUUGCCGAGUGCAAUUUCAAUAUUGCCGACGACACAAGUACCGAGGCCGACGGGUUGCAGUCAUGGUUGAUUCGGCUUCGUCAGACUUGCUGUCAUCCACAAAUUGGAUCACGGAAUAUGGAGGCACUUGGCAGGACAAACUUAAGGACAAUCGACGAGGUGUUGAAUGCGAUGGUCCGCCAGGCUGUUCUGGAUCUCUACAUUCAGGAGAAGGGUCUUGUGGGUAGUAGGAUCAAACGCGCCGUCCUUCAGGCCCGAAUGAACAAGGACGAACGAGACUUGGCGUUCUUCCACUCUGUUGACAAGGAGAUUUCGCGACAUGUGGCUCUCUGGAAGGAGAAAUUGGCUGAGGAGACUACAACAAAAGACCAAAGGCGCACCGCAGCCUUGACUUACAGGAGAGGAGAUGAUGGACAAGUCGGUUAUGAGAUGGAUGGCGAGGACGAUGAUGACGAUGGCAAAGCAGCCCACCCUGCGGACGACCCCUACAUGACAUCAUUUCUUCGGCACAGGGAGUGGCUUGUCGAGCACCACAGGCUGCUGUUCUUUUUUGCGGGCGCCUACCACGAUCGGGACAUGGCUGAGGAGGAAACAGAGUACUAUGAGCGUGCAGAGACGAUUCGUCAGCAAGUUUUGAAAUCACCCGAGCAAAAAUUCGACAGGCUUUCGGCCCGUGCAAAGGACAGUCUCGACGGCUUGGUCAUCGACUCCAAGUUCGCCAUACCCCCUUCGGGGUAUCUUGGAGGGAUUCUUAUGGGUCGGCACUUGGAUGAACUGGAUUCAGUUCGAGUAUUAUUGAACGUACAGCUGGAGAUUCUUGGAAGGUGGAGGAAGGAUCUGGUGGACCGGCUGACUCAGCCUUUGUUGCAGGAUGGCGAGGAAGGAGAGCAAUACCAGUACUCUAUCGACCUUCAGCACACCUUGGAGUCCUACCUUCACUUUUACAAUCGUAUGAUCCUGUUGAGGAAAGAUUUCAUUACGGGAACCAAAGACGCGAUAGCCAAGGUUGUGGCCGAUGCUGAGAGUCAGCGAGAGCGCGAGAGUAUGGUCAAGCGACGAGAGAACAGAGUCCGGAGGUUUAAAAGAGUCGAUGGAGUGGAGGAACCCAAAAUCGAGGACGAUUUGGACAAGCGUCUGGAGAAAGAGAUGGACGCUCUUAUCGCACCAGGCUUGGCAUCAACCUUGCGAAGCGUUCGAUUCGACAUCAAGUCAUUGUCGAGCGACUUGAGCACGCCGCCGGUCGAGCGUCAAAUGGCGGAGGUAGAAGAAUUGAGACUCAAGGAAGAGCAGAACCGACAGACCAAACUUAUUGUGGAACUGGAGAAGCUUCAGGAAAUCUCGGACACAGUUCGCGAUAUUGAAUCCGCGGACCCACAGGAGGAUAUUGCCAUUUGUUUGCAGGACGAAUUGUCACAACAGCGGGAGGUGGUGCGAAAGGAGUCGAAGCUGCGCUAUCUGCAAACCAUCGCUACCGCCUCUGAGAACGAGGCGCAUUCGGAGGAGGACAGGCUUUGCCUUGUGUGUCGUAGCCCAUACGACCGUGGUUUGAUGACAGAGUGCGGGCAUGUGUUUUGUGAGCAUUGUUUGCUUGAGUGGACCAAAGCCCACCUCACCUGUCCAACUUGCAACAGCAGGAUUGUCAAAAGAAAGCUCGCCCAAGUGAUGAUGUCGGACCAACCGCUGAGCCGACUAGAUGGAGACUCGGACUUGGCCAGCAAAAACCAAUCGGCAAACAAAACACAGGAGUCGCUUCGCGAGGGUAACUUACGCCUAGUGCCAGAGGCGAUUCGUCGGACAAUAAUCCGGGAUGGAUACGGGAGCAAGAUUGACAGCAUUGUGCGCCACAUCUCUUACUUGGUUCAAGAUGAUCCAGACGUCAAGUGUCUAGUCUUUUCGCAAUGGUCUGAUGUACUCGGGUUGGUAGGACUGAGUCUUGAUCUCAACAACAUCGGGCAUGUCAAGCUGGAUGGCGCGUCCGUUAAGUCUGCCGUUAAGGAGUUCAACGAGAACAUGGACAAGCGUGUCUUUAUGCUCCACGCCAAGUCCCAAUCAGCUGGACUCACGCUGCUCAAGGCGACCCAUGUCUUCAUCUGCGAGCCGCUUGUCAACCCCGUCCUUCAAGCUCAGGCCGUGAAUACAAUCGAGAUUCCAUGCUUUGAGCUCUUCGAGCGUAGCACAGCAACAACUCCAGGCACAACGAACGAAGAACUCGAUGAUCGCACCAACGAGAAAUCUUCAUCCUUGCCAAUCCUCGCGUCUCAAGUUUCCAAUGCACAAAACCGCCACGGUGAACUGGUCAGCCUUCACGAUUUGAGAUUUGUUUUCAGGAUGCAGACGAGGAUGUUGAACGAAUAA